Leishmania mexicana MHOM/GT/2001/U1103 is the source of this 864-nucleotide messenger RNA. RefSeq names its product putative protein kinase. Gene Ontology annotation, biological process: intracellular signal transduction; protein phosphorylation. The record is from RefSeq and is a predicted model, not a curated record. Gene Ontology annotation, molecular function: ATP binding; MAP kinase activity. Bases 1 to 864 code for a protein of 287 amino acids. Gene Ontology annotation, cellular component: nucleus; cytoplasm. Lineage: Eukaryota; Euglenozoa; Kinetoplastea; Trypanosomatida; Trypanosomatidae. The transcript has a single exon.
AUGGACUACAUCCCGGCCGACCUUUCAUCUGUAAUCAAGAACGGCGCCAUCACGCUUGACGAGAGCGUCGUGCGGUACAUAACGUGCCAGCUGCUGCUGGCACUGCGCGCGCUGCACCGCUGCAAGGUGCUGCACCGCGACGUGAGCACCCGCAAUAUUCUGAUCCACUACAACUCGCAGGUGUUCCUGUGCGACUUUGGCCUCAGCCGCUUCUUCGACCCGGAUGAGCAGCUCAGUUUCGGGGUCGUGACGCAGUGGUACCGCGCGCCGGAGAUCAUCCUCGACGCGGCCUACAGUUACGCGAGCGAUGUGUGGAGUGUUGGCGUCAUCCUCGGCGAGCUGCUGCUGCGCCGCCACCUGUUCCCUGGAAAGUCAAACGACUCUGCGAAUCAGCUGCAGCUCAUCUUUCACCUGGUCGGCACGCCCUCCAAGGAUGUCUUCGACGCGGAUCGCUCCUUCGGCCGCGCCAGCCAGAACGCCAAGAACUACGCGCUAGCUUACAUCGAACGCCGCCCGUGCCCGUCCACGCUAGUGAAUCUCUUGUCCACCGCACCGGUGCUGCACCACUCGACCAUCGCCGCAGUGCCGCCGCUGGCAGUGCAGCUUGCCGAGCAGCUCCUGCAGUUCGACCCGGCCAAGCGACCGAGCGCCGACGAGGCCCUGCGACACCCGUGGUUUGACCCGUGCCGCGCCUUCAUUGAAGAGGUGGUGCAGCACCAGGACGAGGAAGAAAUCCCGGUGUUCACUCAGACGCAGAACAUGAACGUUGAGGAGCUGGUGAAGCGCAUCGAGGAGGUGGUGCCGGUAUUCUCUGAGGAUCUGCUCGUGGAGGACGACGGCGGCGGUGCCGCGAACAGUGCGUAG